This is a messenger RNA of Plasmopara halstedii, 936 nucleotides long. RefSeq lists its product as uncharacterized. The record is from RefSeq and is a predicted model, not a curated record. The transcript has 3 exons. NCBI's taxonomy places the organism in Eukaryota, Oomycota, Peronosporomycetes, Peronosporales, Peronosporaceae. The coding region runs from base 1 to 936 and encodes 311 amino acids.
AUGUCUCGGACGCCAGUUGGCAACUUAACAUGGGUUAAGUGUAUCGACGAAUAUGUGAAAAGAUACCCAGAAGAAGAAUUCUGUCCGAUUCAAUUGGUGAGACAUUAUGUUAUGGACGAGAAACUGGCUAAGCUUGUUCUAACAGUGACGCCUGAAUACGAGAAGGAUGCCAACCAAUUUCAAAAUAUGCUAAUGUUAGACUGGUCUGCUGCUGUUCUAACGCGAGUAGAUUCUUCACCUAACUCUGUGACACUGGACCUUUCGCCUGUCAUUGUUUCACCGGAUGUUGCCUUAGGAUCGGUCCUUGAUUCAAUUGUUCCAUCGCCAUCGGACAAGCCAUAUAAGACUCAUAGAGUAAUCCCUGGUACGGUGCCUGCUCAUGCGCAUGAAUGGAAAAUGACGCGGCACUCGUGGUAUGGAGUACUCAACCGCAAUGGAGCCAAGUUUAUCAAACCGGGAACGCCUGUUCCAUGCGACCUGGCUAUUGACAGUCAUGACCUGUCCGCCUUGCGCUACUCAUCGCUGGUAUGUGAAGAUCUUCACGGAUUCACAACGGAUACGUCUCUGGUUCCCAUGUCUUCAAUUUGUUCCCUUAAACAAGCACACCUGAUGCCGCUUACAGUUGAACAAGUGACUCCGGCCGAACUUGACAACAUAACAGCUGAAUUCAUCGCGCCGGACGUGCUGAACUUCACAUCGCAUGAGGAUGUGUUGGCAAAUAUUUUAGCAAAGUCUGCGUACUUUCGUCAGCUGUUCAAGAUCUCUCUUCAACGACAGCAGCAAAUAGUAACAGAUCAUGCGAUCUAUCGCAAUAUUUGGGCACUACCAGUUUCGAGUGGACAACCGGCAGACUCCUUGUCCCGAUUACGCUCUCGUUUUGGUGACAAACUACCUAAUUCCGAUGCGUUGUUGGAGGCAAUUAUUCCGGAUGAAUAG